AGGCCCAAAACAGCAACAACUCAGCGUGUACGGCAUUCUGCCCUCGGUAGGCCUCGGAAGCGGGCGCGCGUGCAUAUGUACGGAAUCGGCGGUUUCAGUGUUAGAAGAAACUUAAGGCCGCGGUUGGAACGAACGGCCGAAAGUGGCGAACUUUCUUCAUUCAGAGUGUCACAGUGCGACGGUGCUAGAACUACGCGGUGCCUGUGAAGCUGGCGCAUUUCCCGUGCUGUAACAGAGGAUAGCAGCAGUGUCACGGGGGUGUCCUAGAAAGUCGUGUGAACCUCGGAACGAAACGGUCGUAUCUCGGUACUACACGCUAAUGAACCGUGGGACGAGGAGCCAAUUCCAGAGCAAGAUUGCAUAACAGUUGUCAAUUCGAAAUCUACCAAAUUUUACAGUAGUUAUUCAGCGAGAUCAAUAGUUACGUGAAUUUUUAUAGUCUUAUCUGUGAUCCAAGAUUUUUUGUCUGCGAACAAUUAUUUUACAAGCAUCAACAGUCCAACUCAGUGUCAUAAAAAUUUUAUCUUAACGUGAAGUGAGCAGAAAUAUUGUACGACACGACAGUCUAUUUUCGGUGCGGUUUGUUAUUCCGAAGCGUAGGCCUGGCUCCAGUCGUGUAUCACCUUGAUUCGCAAUCAACGACGAUCAACCCAGUGCUGCACGUGUAGUAGUAGUGAGUAAAUCCCACAGAAGAGUGUCGUCGAGAUCGUUUGCGCGACCGAGUGGGAUCAAUCUGAUUUACAAUCUGUUCCGAAGCUAUUCAGCGCCAUCAACGAUAAAGUGCUUGAUCUCGACGUUCGACGAAAAAGAAAAAAAAAACGCGAAAUAUUUGAGUGCGAGUGCCCUCAAAAGUGCAUAUUCGAAAACCAAAGGUGCCUCGUUCCAGUGCUUACAUACCUACAAAUGAGUGCGAGUGAGUGGAUUUGCUAAUUGAAACAAACGGAAUCAAAGUCAGCUAAUAUUGAAGGUGUUCCUUAACUCCGCGAGAAGAGCAAUCAAAAGUGAAUAGCCAUUUCACGCAACCAUAAUGCGACAAAAUGCCAAUAUAGUAGUGUCACUGUAGUGUUUGUUUGUUGCCUUUAACGAAGCAAUCAGUGGAAAUCCAUUUCGCGUGUCCUUCGACAGGGCGCAGUACGGUGCAGUUUCACACCCUGAGCGGUGAAAUAUGUACGAAGUGGCAACCAUCGCCGGCAACAAACUAGACGCAGCAUACGCCAUCGAAACUCUUUCGAACAUCAUGGGUCAAAUUUCGAGUAGCGCUACGGCAACCAACAACGGUCACCAUCACGGCACUCGCAACGGAAAGAAAAUCUACCAUCGCCAUUCGUCGGUUCAACCGGCGCUGGCCAACAUCAAACUGCUUAAAAAGGAAAGUUCCUUCAACGCUAAGGAUUACCACAUCAAGGAUCCGCUCUACAAAGCCCGAACCGAGAGCAAAAACAUCGAUCAGCUAGUGCAGGUGGCCAACGGUCAGAGCCUAACGGCGCCCACAGUCAGCGCAGCGACCACACUCAGCAACGAUCUGAAUCUCAGUAGGGAUGGAACGAUCAAGGAUUCCAGUACCGUUUUCAGUUCAACCAGCAGCAAGGAGUUCUUCAAAUCGGGCGAAGCCUACCACAAGACUGAUGUAUGUUACUACCGAACGCAGGACAAUGGUUACCACAAAUUGCCAUCCGAUUCGUAUCACAAGAUGACCGAAGGGUGCUAUGUCAAGCUACCGGAUGGUAGCUUUCGAAAACUAGACGAUAAGGUAAACUCCCCGGAUGCCAAUGCCGUUCUCGGCAGCGAAAAAUCGGACCACAGCAGCACCACCGUUACCGGCCGGAAUGACGAUUCCGCCGUUCAGUACCGGGUCAAGAACCCGAUGAUGAAGUUUCUCAAACGUUCCAAAUCCCACACACCUGCCACCAUCGCACAGCUACAGAAGGAGAAGGAAAAGAAUCGCCUUAGUACAACAAUUCAAUCGCCGGUCACAGCCGUGCUGGACGCAGGACGUCCGCCGGUGUCCCACCAGCAACAGCAGCAGGUUCUGCUGUCGCAUCAAUCUCAUCACCAGCAGCAACAGCAACAGCAACAUUCGCAGCAGCAAAACCACAGCCACACCGAUCAAACGAAAUCUCAACAUUCCAGCGGUGGCGGUACUCACCAAUCGCACGCACAUCACCACCAACCGCAACCGAACCAAAACCGCCGGGUCAUGGUAACCAUGAUCGACGGUGGGCUACCGGUUGUAGCCAAGAGCAAACCCAUCCACGAUAAGCCAAAAAGUGCCAAAACCCGAGUCCAGGAUGCCAGCAGAGAUAAGGGAUCACCAAACAUGCAGAUGCGUGGAACCGGAGCCCGGUGGCGACCGGCCGAGGAGCACAUCGGCAAGUACAAACUGCUGAAAACUAUCGGCAAGGGAAACUUCGCCAAGGUGAAACUGGCGAAACACGUGCCCACCUCCAAGGAGGUGGCGAUCAAGAUCAUCGACAAGACACAGCUGAAUGCGUCGUCCCUGCAGAAACUUUAUCGGGAAGUCCGAAUAAUGAAACUGCUGGACCACCCGAACAUCGUCAAGCUGUUCCAGGUGAUCGAAACCGAGAAGACGCUGUACUUGGUGAUGGAGUACGCAUCCGGUGGGGAAGUGUUCGAUUAUCUGGUGCUACACGGACGGAUGAAGGAAAAGGAGGCGCGAGCCAAGUUCCGUCAAAUCGUAUCUGCUGUUCAGUACUGCCACCAAAAACGAAUUAUACACAGAGAUUUGAAGGCGGAAAAUCUACUGCUCGACAGCGAAAUGAACAUCAAAAUUGCCGAUUUUGGUUUCUCGAACCAAUUCACACCCGGUUCCAAAUUGGAUACGUUUUGUGGGUCACCACCAUACGCGGCACCAGAGCUUUUCCAAGGCCGAAAAUACGACGGUCCCGAGGUGGACGUGUGGUCGCUCGGUGUCAUCCUGUACACACUGGUCAGUGGGUCAUUGCCGUUCGACGGUGCCACACUACGAGAACUGAGGGAACGUGUGCUGCGGGGAAAAUAUAGAAUUCCCUUCUACAUGUCCACCGACUGCGAAAACCUGCUAAAGAAAUUCCUCGUUCUCAACCCUGCUAAACGAGCCAGCCUCGAGUCCAUCAUGAAGGACAAAUGGAUGAACAUGGGCUACGAAGACGACGAGCUGAUACCAUACGUCGAACCUAAGCCCGAUCUGAAAGAUCAGAAACGGAUAGGUAAGACGGAAGCGCUAGUUGCAAUGGGCUACAAUAGGCAAGAUAUAGAAGAAUCAUUGACAUUCACACGAUACGAUGACGUUUUUGCAACUUACCUACUACUCGGAAGAAAGAGCACGGAUCCCGAGUCCGACGGCUCCCGGUCCGGAUCGUCACUGUCACUACGUAAUAUCGCUGGCAAUGAGGGUGCCGCCGCAGGUAAUUCGCAAGUGCAAAGUCCCACGCAUCGAGGCGUGCACCGGAGUAUAUCGGCAUCCAGUACAAAACCGAGCAGACGGGCCUCAAGUGGCGGUGAAACCUUACAGAUUUUCCAACGCUUCAUUGCAGGUGUGGGACCGGCGGCUGCGGUUGCCGCAGCUGCAGCAGCAGCCGGCACCGGAACAGGCACGGGUGGUGGCAACGUGCCCGGGUCUAAUGCUACCGGUGCCACCGUCGGCACCGGAAGCGGCGCGGCAGCGGUGAACAGUAACGCCAGCACCAACAAUCACAGCUCGGGAACUAGCAGCGGCACUUCGGAACGGACGUCAGUUAGCAGUAAUUUCAAACGACAGAACACUAUCGACUCCGCCACCAUAAAGGAGAAUACGGCUCGACUAGCUGCACAAAAUCAGAGGCCCGCAUCGAGCAUAACCAAACCGAUUACAUCGGCGGAUAACUCAUCGAUCUCCAGCCCGGUCAAGCCUCGUACCACCGGUACUACCAGCAAUAAAUUCGACCCGAGCAAUGGCUCCCGAACGGUUGGUCCCAGCGCCGGUAUGAUGCCAAGACGGUCUACCACACUGUAUGAGAAGACAUCUUCAACGGAAAAGACAAACUCCACCGCGGACUCAGCCUUCAUUGGCCCGAUACCGGAAUUUACCCGUGGCACCUCGGCCGGAGCUACAACCGGUGGUAAAGGUCACGUGAAGAGUGCGUCCGUAUCGAGCCCGGGACCGUCGGUCGACAGUAGUGUCAGCAGCGCCGCCACAACCGAUCCCCUCCGUCAAAGCAUGGUGAAUCGCAAUAGUCUUACACCAGCCGUUAAUUCUUCCAGACAACCGGUUGCAUUUCCCAGGAAUGUUCCAUCGCGAUCGACUUUCCACUCGGGCCAAACCAGAUCCAGAAACAGCACGGCAUACUCCGGAGCCGGAGGCAACGUUGGCGACUCGCCCCACACUGGCAAGACUUUCCUGCAAAGACUUACUACCAGAUUCAGCAAACGGCCCAACGAAGGCCAACCAAAUACUUCAUCAAAUAGCAGUGGCUCGAACGCGGAGGAACCGGUGAAACCUCGCGUGCUGCGUUUCACCUGGUCGAUGAAGACCACAUCCCCGAGGCUACCGGACGAGAUUAUGGCAGAGAUACGGUCCGUUCUGGAUAAGAACAAUUGUGAUUACGAACAGCGGGAGAGAUUUGUUCUACUGUGUGUACACGGUGAUCCCAACACGGACUCGUUGGUGCAAUGGGAGAUCGAAGUCUGCAAGCUGCCGCGGUUGUCCCUCAACGGUGUGCGGUUCAAGAGAAUAUCAGGCACUAGCAUCGGCUUCAAGAACAUUGCCUCGAAGAUCGCGUACGAUCUACGCCUGUGACUCGAUACAAAAUCGGAAGAAUACCAUCCGGUCGGCAGCGAUGCCCCAGAUGGUAGUGAUAGGGACGAUGGAGAUGAUGGCGGUGGUGAUGGUGACCAUGGAAACGGUGGAAAUGGGAGUGGCACUGGAAACAACAGCAACAACAAUUAUACCUUCAACAAUAACAACAAUCGCAGCAGCAACGGUGGCAGUGGCAAUCGAGGUGACUCGACUGUAUCGGGUGACAAUGGAGGUAAAGAACUCGAACCCGGUGUUGACCGGAAAGUUUCGCUCGGUACCAAGACCGUAACCAACACUGCCAGCUUGGUAUCCGAUCAUGGAGAUGAUUUUAGUACUACAAAUGCUAGUACAUUCAUGAAAACGACAAUGGCGACUAGGACGGUCCUAUCGAAUGACACGUACGGCGGGCCCCGUGUAAUCCAUUAUCAACCUGAUGUGUGGCAGUGCAACUCGAAUGCAGAGGAGAAGGGCCCUGCCGCUACAGGCGGAACAGAUGGGAGUGACAUAGUGGGAUAUAACAACAUAUUCGCUUCAUUGCUAAGAACAACUACACUUUGAAAUGGGUAACUAAUGUUGCAUGUAAUACAGUGAUGUUCAUGUUAUUGUGCGAAAAAAAUGAUUAGGCUCGUUGAAGGUACAUAAAUAUUAUUGAGGUGGAAUCCAGUUUUUAUACCAGUUGUUCAAGAUUGUACGCAUAUUAGACAUCAUAAACGUAAACAUUUACUGAACCACUAGAACCGUUACAGAUAGUAUUCUCGUUGAAGACUAAUAAAAAUAUUUAAAGAACAGAAAAAAAUUGAACACAUUGUAUUGCGGAAAUAAGAAAUUUAAUCUUCGAUUGAGCAGUAGACAAAGGACUAAGGUUUUUUCUUAAAGUUCUGUCAGCCUGACACGUGUUUUCGACUUAAGUCAAGCUUGUUUGGCUUAUGAUUACCGCGAAACCGAGUAAUUAUUACUUAUCCCAAGGUUUAAGAAGUUUUUCUAAAACUAACAACGUAGAGGGAAGCUGUAUUUAGUGGUAUUUGAUGAUUUUAAAUUGAUGUAACUGUAAGGAAGAUCCAGAUUUAGAAAAAUUUUACCAUCGGUAACACUUAAGAAACUAUUAAGGCUGCUGCUCAAAACAUACAACAUAUUAUCAAAACAUUAAAAAAAACGGUAGUUGCACAGUACCCAGUUUCAAUGUUAUUAACUAUAUACAAAUUGACUGCGAGGAAUAAAAGCAUUAACUGAAAUUGCCUUUCAACAACAGCAAAAACAAACAAAACUAUACCACUACCGUCUUGCAAAUAUUUCCACUUUGCGAAUCAUUUCCCUUCUGAGCAUCCAAUAUGUGUGUAGAAAACGAAUGAAACAAGUAUUUCCAGUUCUAAAUUUAAAAUAAACAAACGGAUUUCAUUCGAUGGUUUAAAGAAGAUACCACAGACUGUUACUGCUGAAGAGAUUUUUUUUUUGAAGCGCAGUGCAAGAAAGGUGUGUUAAGUACAGGACAUAAAACUUAUCGAAGUAGUUGUUUCGCCCCUCUUUGCCACGAGUAGUUAGGCCGAAGUCAUCCGAUUUCAUCACUCACACCUCUAUUGGUUAGCCAAUGUCAACACGUAGCUAGCGCCGCUGCUGGAAUUCAUCUUUGCGUCAUCGCUUUUCCAUUUCCGGGAUAGCGAAGCAGCAGAAGAGUUAGUGUCCGUAGCAAUUAGAAUAAGGCUAGAUUUUUUUUUCUUCUAGUAUGAUUGAGAUGCAUGAAUUGCGGCUGCCUGGAUAUGAAUGUACGGGAAGAUUAACAUAAUUAACGAGAUAAUAUAUAAACAAUAUAAAAUCAGAGAUCAUUUCUUUGUACUAGUGUAGCUAUGAAAAGGUUAGUAUGUAUAAUAAUACGCAAUAGUUUUUCAUCUCAUUCACUAAUUUUUUCCCUUCUGUUCAUUAAAUGUUGAUAUCUGUUUUUCAUCGUUGACCAAAAAUUGGACACCCCAUAACCACAGGUGGCUUCUGAUGUUCCGCGCAAACAGCAGUCAAAUACACUCUUAUCUUUGUUAUGAAGCAUGACAAUUUCGGAUGGCAUUUCAAAUUUGAGAAAUGUUACUAAUCGAUUUAUUCUUGGAUACUAAAGUAAACCAAUGCUAUUAACAAUGUUACUUCUUACUGUUUGUAAAACAUUUUUAAGUAGCGAAAUACAGUUGUAUUUGCUUUCGUCAAAAAAUCUUCGAACGCGAAUCAAUUCGGACGCGAAUUGAUUACGAAGUUUGCACUAGCGUUCUCAAAUUUACAACUAAUGAAUUUUUAAUUGCAUCUUGCAUGUUAAGAAGCUAAUCAAUUUUAAGGUUAUAAUGGAAAAUUUUUCUUUAUAAUCAUUCGAUUAUAAAGAAAUGGGAAGGCAAACAUGUUUCAAAACAGCUAAAGUUUUUCCCUACAAAGCAUGUAAAAAUAUGUCCACUUUGGAUGUCCGAUGGUGAUGCUACCAUAUCGAUCAAUGGAACAUUGAAGGUUGGAUUGAAAGAUAUGUCACUUCGUUUUUUUUUUGUCGAACCUAAGAAAGCAACUCGUUUGUUUAGACUGGUAUAUCAGUUCAAUGCUUACUCAGUCUAGCUUCGGUUUUUGUUAGCUGGACAAAUGACGUCUAGAGGUUAGUUUUUGCUUCGCAUUAUCAUCAACUUUAGAGAAAAUGAAUAAAAACCAGUCAUCAAUAGCAAGUCAUUUAUUCACUAACACACACACACAUGAAAAGUAUGAAUGUAUGUAAAUCUCAUUAAUCGUUAGGAUGAUUAUAAUCAAAACAAAAAGCCGAAAGGAUUGAUUUAUGAAAUGGUAAUACAAUUUAUGAAUAAAAGAAGAAAAUCUGGCAAAAACAAAAAAAAAAACGUAAUAAUUCGAAAGAACAGUUGCUAAAAACUUACUAUUUAUUUUUUAAAGUAAUAACAAAAGUGAAACACAAAUCAGAUCUGUACAUUGAGCGAACAUUGUUAAAUACAGUAGAAACAAAAAUAAAAUAUACUUAUUGUAAACGCUAUGCCACAAGUAUGAUUAGCAAACAAAUGUGGGAAAAUAAUUAAAUAACUGAUAUCCCUGAACGUUAAACAAAAAGUGAUAGGACAUCCCCCGUACGACGAGAUAAAAUCAUGGAAAUUAUGCAUAAAAAAAGCGAAAUUAGAAUAUUACAUAAUUAUUAUGGAAAAACUAUAUAUAUUAAAAAAAGCUAGUUAUUGUUAGACUACAAAAGGACAAACAUUUAAGCGUAGAAAAAUACACGGACGUAAAAAACACAACCCUAACAAGGCCACAGUUAUACACAUUUUCCCAUCUUCAUACGCAGCUAGGAAGUCCAGACUAACGAAACAUUUUGAUGUGAACAAUCGGUUCCCCAGAUAGAGCUGUGAGUACAUUUAAAUUAUUAGCGCCAAUCUCCAGCCACAUUAGACACAAAGAUUUUCCAAUGCAAAAUGCACUUCAAUAGAAACAGUACUAUCUGGGUGACGUGUCGCUUCCGGUUUUCCAAGACCUCAAGAAGAAUUAGUCGAUCAGUUUGUCACUAGACAUGGGCAAUUGUAGAGCAAGUCUCAUUUGUAUAUAUACAAUAACUAAUGGAGGGGAGGCUUGCUUGAAUUAUGUGGGGGACAUAAGAAGAGAUCGAACCCUAGGUGUAAAGCGUUUUAAGUGUUAACGAACCCUUCUUUCGGUUUUAAGCAACUACGCAAUCGCGACAGAUUUGAAUAAGAGAAAACAGUAAAACAAUGAGAGAAAGAAGAAAAUACCAUUCAUCAGAUUCUGACUAAUUUAGGUUUGUUUAUUCGUUUGCAAUUCUUCUGUUUAGUUUUUGCCUGAACUCAUCGCACUUUCACGACUCCGAAAUACUUAUCACCCCACUCAUGUAAGCUGAUGUUUGACGUGUUUGGUUGCCUCCCAAAAUUCAACUAGCUUGAGCCAACGAAAACGCAUUGUGUGUAGCUUGUUACCUCCUUACCAAGCGUAGUAUUUCAGGCCGUGCAGUUAGUGUGGCUUAUGGCAACAAAAAACAAAUCGCUUUUGCUCGAAGCUACUAGGGCAGGAAGAAAAAAUUAUUACCGAAGUCGAAAAAAAAAUAAACGAACUGCAAAAACAGCGAUAAAACAAUGUGGUGAUGGCUAAUCCUUUUUUAUGAUUAUAAUGAUUAUGAUUUUCUUUUUCUCAGAACGUAAAUAAAGUGAAAAAUGUUUCAAAUAA
This is a messenger RNA of Malaya genurostris, 8962 nucleotides long. RefSeq names its product serine/threonine-protein kinase MARK2-like. The coding region runs from base 1166 to 4774 and encodes 1202 amino acids. NCBI's taxonomy places the organism in Eukaryota, Metazoa, Arthropoda, Insecta, Diptera, Culicidae. Gene Ontology annotation, biological process: protein phosphorylation; microtubule cytoskeleton organization; intracellular signal transduction. Gene Ontology annotation, molecular function: tau-protein kinase activity; protein serine/threonine kinase activity; ATP binding. The record is from RefSeq and is a predicted model, not a curated record. Gene Ontology annotation, cellular component: cytoplasm. The transcript is spliced from 18 exons.